AUGGCGGCGCGGCACAUGGACCACACGCAGUGGCUGGCGAAGCUGGUGGCCUUUGACACCACCAGCCGCAACUCGAACCUCGAGCUCAUCCACUACUGCAGGGACUACCUGGAGGGGGUCGGCGUCAAGUGCACGCUGAUCCACAACCCCGAGAGGACGAAGGCGAACCUGUGGGCGACGCUGCCGGGCGACGGCGGCGUGACCGACGGCGGCAUCAUUUUCUCCGGCCACACCGACGUGGUGCCGGUGGACGGGCAGAAGUGGGACAGCGACCCGUUCACGCUGACGGAGAGGGACGGGAAGUUGUACGGGCGCGGGACGUCCGACAUGAAGGGCUUCGUCGCCGUCUGCAUGUCGCUCACCCCCGAGCUGCUGAAGAUGAAGCGGGCGAAGCCGAUCCACUUUUCGUGGUCGUACGACGAGGAGCCGGGCUGCGUCGGCGGGAAGGUGCUGGCGGAGUUCCUGCGGGACCACCACAUCAGGGUGGACGGCUGCAUCAUCGGGGAGCCGAGUAAUAUGCGGGUGCAGACCGGCCACAAGGGCGCCUACCGCUUUCGCGUGCGCGUGCACGGCAAGGCGGUGCACUCGUCGCUCGCGCUGACCGGCGAAGGCUGCAACGCCAUCGACUACGCCGCGAAGCUCGUUGUGAAGCUGCGCGAGAUCGCGGAGGACUACCGCCGGAGGGGCGCCCGCGACAAUGACUUCGUCGUCCCCUUCUCGACGCUCUCGACGAACCUCAUCAGCGGCGGCAACGCCAUGAACACUGUGCCGGCGCUGUGCGAGAUCGGCUUCGAGUUCCGCAACCUUCCACGCGAGCCCCUCGCCGCGGUGGAGCAGCGGGUGCGGGCGUACGUGGAGACGGAGCUGCUGCCGGCGAUGAGGGCGGAGCUUGCGGACGCCAAGGUCGAGAUCACGCAGGUGGAGGCGAUUCCGCCCUUUGAGGGCAGCGAGGAGGCGCCCAUCACCAAGCUGGCGCGCGCCCUCACCGGCCACCACACGGUGGAGAAGGCUGCUGGCGGCACGGAGGCGGGGCACUUCAGCGGCAUCGCCGGCGCCCCAACUGUGGUGUGUGGGCCCCACGGCGGGGCUGUCCACUGCGCAAAUGAGUACAUCACCGCCGCGCAGCUGACGAAGUGCCGCGAGUUUCUGCUGAAGGUGGCGGAGAGCCUCAAGGCCCCCCCUGCCCGCCUGUGA
This is a messenger RNA of Trypanosoma conorhini, 1194 nucleotides long. RefSeq names its product glutamamyl carboxypeptidase. NCBI's taxonomy places the organism in Eukaryota, Euglenozoa, Kinetoplastea, Trypanosomatida, Trypanosomatidae. Gene Ontology annotation, molecular function: acetylornithine deacetylase activity. Gene Ontology annotation, biological process: L-arginine biosynthetic process. The transcript has a single exon. The coding region runs from base 1 to 1194 and encodes 397 amino acids. The record is from RefSeq and is a predicted model, not a curated record.